AUGGAAUUAGCCGUUUCUAAGGAUCCUGUGGAACUGUCCGACAUUGGGGGAGAAGUCUUUGUGCUUGAGCUGUCUUUGAACUGUGAGAUCAAUUAUGUUAGUGCGAACUUGCUUCAAGUAGUUGGUCGGUCUUUGGAUAACUUGGUUGGAAAGCCUGUAGCGAGUCUUGUUACUGAUGAUGAGGUUUUUCAUGAAUCAACGACCUCGUUGAUGGAGGAUGAUUCACGGAGCGCGAAAGUGGAAACGUUUCUUUCCAUUUUGCCUCCGGAGGAUGAUGUUUUCUUACGGGAUGAAGACAUGGCACAGCAGCCUGUAUCGAAAGGAAUCGAAGGUACUGGUAUUCUCAUUAAGAAUCCGGCCACCGGUGAGUCCACGCACACGCUGUGGGUGUUUAAAGAGGCAAAAGGUGAUGAUGAGGUUCGUGAUGUAAUUACAACUCAGUUAUCGGCAACUUUGGGCUUCGGUGCGAAGCUAUUAGUGGAUUACUUAAAUCAAGUAAGAGCUUCUGCGUCUGGAAAUGUUCCAGAGGAGUUGUUUCUGUGUCGUGUAUGCGACCAAAAGGUACCUAACUGGCUGUUUGAAAAACACACAGAGCUCUGUCUGCUCGUGCACCAAGUGGAAGCCCGAGUUUUGUCAAUGAAUGAUGAACUCGUUGACCACCGUAAUCUUUUGGUUGCCAUGUGCGAGGAGUUAGAGGAUGAUCCAAACAAACUUUCCAUUGCAUACAACGACACAGUGCUACAAGCGCUACCAGCUCCAUCAACGGCCGUGGCACCUUCUCAUGGACGUCCUUCACAUGGCCAUUCCCGCUAUGGCAACAGUAAUGACCAUAAGAGACGGGCGCACGAGUUUCUAUUGCGCAUGGUCAUGCGUGCCCUGGAGCUUACGGAUUUGGGUCUUUCCAUUCACACCUCGUCCGCCAAUACCAGCAUGACAUGCAGAACGAUAAACGAUUUUCGCGCUUUGUCACCUACGAGCGAGAUGGCUACGUCGGAAGCCCUAUCCUGGUGCACGCCUCAAGUGAGUGACGAGGGUCUUCGGUUACUAUUCCGCGAAACUAUGGAGCUUGUGCAACGCAAAAUAAAAGAGAAUAAUCGCUUGAGUAACAUUCUUUACUACUUUACUCGGUUGUGUAGUGAACUGCAAGACCAAGUUCGUGCGUUUGUUGAAAGAAUGUGCCAUGUGGGUAAUGACACUCCCUCCUCUGCACUUUCUCCCAUUGCGUCGGCACUUGACUUUAAUCAAUCGGAAUUUCGUGGUCCUCGUGAUAGCGUGCCAACGUCUUCGCUGAACUUAGAAUCCGACUCUGCCUUUAAGAAAACGAAUGUUUCAGAGGCUAAUCCGACAUGUCCUGGUGCGUCUAUGUUGUCUUCCGUUAUAAAAACACAAACAAGUCCACCUCCUUUAACGAGCUUUCAUGACUUACCGAACCCUAUGAAUAAUAUGAAUAUGACAGUGCCUCCGCCCGAUAAAUGUGUUUCUACUGCUGCUACAUCCUCUCCCAUUAUGGCCGCCGUCCAACCGUCUUCCUACAGUCGUCGACAAUCAAUUAGUUCUGUCAACAUGAUGUACGGAGUUGUCUCAUCGUCCUACACGAUGGAUUCGUCCCCAAUUCACAAGCGUUCCCCGAGUUUGUCAGGAAACUCACUAAUGCGCAACACCUCUGAUUCUAGCCCUGUUCCAGCAAUAUCCAUGCCCGUGAUGGGUUCAAAAACCACCGCCUCAAUUAAGGAUUUCGAGCUCAUUAAACCCAUCAGCAAGGGUGCUUUUGGAUCCGUGUAUCUAGCAAAGAAAAGAGCUACUGGCGAAAUUUAUGCAAUCAAAGUUUUGAAGAAGGGCGACAUGAUUGCUAAAAACCAAGUUACAAAUGUUCGUUCCGAAAGGGCUAUUUUGAUGGCACAAGAACAGUCUCCUUUUAUUGCACAGCUUUAUUAUGCAUUUCAGAGCAAGCAUUAUCUGUAUCUUGUUAUGGAGUUCAUGAAUGGAGGUGAUCUGGCUGCUUUACUAAAAAGUUUUGGUGCAUUGCCCGUAUCUUGGGUCAAAACGUAUUCUUCGGAAAUUAUUCUGGCUUUAAAGCACCUUCAUGAAUUGGGUAUCAUCCAUCGUGAUAUCAAGCCGGAUAAUAUCUUAAUGACAACUCGCCAAUAUCGUCUCCAAAAACAAAGGGAGAAUGACGAUUCUGGUGACACUUCUAGUCAGGGCACUUUAACUACUCCUCGGCCAAGCUAUCCUAAUUCCCCUAUUCUUGGUGCAACAUUAAGUGCUCAUCAAAGUCGAAGCAGCUCUCCUUUAACGCGUGAAUUUAGACACGCGUUGUUGAAUGCUAGUGAGGGUGGCAGUAUUGGAACAGAGUUUAUUGAACCGCUCUCCUUGUCCGCCGGUACCAGUGGUCACGCUAGUUUUCAGGAGGCCUCUGACUCCGGUGAUAGUUUAAUGCAUGUUCCGCUAAGCAAAGGAAAACGACACCGUCAUCAGCCUUCGUGGUCUUUCUUUCGUCAACCUGAUGCGCCAAAACACUUUGUUGGCACGCCUGACUACCUUGCUCCUGAAACUAUUCAAGGCAGUAGUCAGGAUGAUAUGGUUGAUUGGUGGGCUGUCGGGUGUGUAAUAUUUGAAUGUUUAUUUGGUUAUCCUCCGUUCCAUGCCGACAGUCCUGAGAAGAUUUUCAAAAAUAUUGUUUCACACUCCAUCCUUUGGCCAGAUCGUGAUGAUUUCGAAUAUGGCCCUGAGAUCUAUGACUUGCUAAAUCGAUUCUUAGAUCCAAACCCAGAAACACGGCUAGGAGCAAAAGGAGUUGAUGAAAUACAGGCACACCCAUUCUUUUCUGACAUAGAUUGGGAUCAUGUAUCUGAGCAGGCUGCUCCGUUCGUUCCCAUAACAGAAGACUCUUAUGAUACUGUUUACUUUGACAGCCGUGGCGCUUCAUUUGAAGAGAAAUCAAUCUCCUCUCUUGUGAAUGAUGAUGCUGCAACGUUCAUUUCUCCAAAAACAGAUACUUCUCGUUCGUACCGCAGCACUCCCACUUCGGCAAGACGAAUGAGUAGCUCUCGUUCUCGUCGAUCCAGUCACACUACUGGCAUGGACGAAUUUGGUUCGUUUUCCUACAAAAAUCUCAGCGUUCUUGAGCAGGCUAACCGUGAUGCUGUUGAGCGAAUUCGUUUGGAAUUUCAACAAAAAACGGGUUCUGCACCAAGUACCCCGGAUUCUCUUUCUGAUAAAGCAUCUGUUCCAGACAAGCUAUCAGUCUCUAACCCGCCAAAGUUUGCCAAAAAAUUCAACAUGUUGAAUGCCUUGUCAACGGAGGUAUCUUGUGCUAUAAGCGAAAAUUCAAGUCCUAUUAGUCCUUUGAGCAGCAAUCUUGCCUUAAAGCGGAAUCAGAAUCGACACUUCUCUGAUUCAGAAGCAGUGGCUCAUGGGCUAUCUAAAGUAUCAAUUGGCUCUGAAACUCCCGAACAGGGAUCACCUAAAUUGAAGUCCGAGACUGGUCGUCCUAGCUCUUCCCAUAUUCCGACCAUAUCUCUUAGGAAUGAAUGGAACCGCAGAAGUGCAACGAAUCUUCACUUUCUCGUAUGCGAGGAUUCUUCAAAUACUUACAGUGAUCUCGUUACCUACCUCCGUUCGAAUUUUGCAACUGUCACGGUUGUGGAUAAUCCAAAUCGUUUCCUGUUUUACCUAAUGUCAAAUACAAAGUUUUCUAUUAUCUUCAUACAGCUUUAUUUACCAAGAGUUUCUGGCAUCUCACUUAUUAAACUGCUUCGAACGAGUACCUUUGUCAAUAGAAACACACCUACCGUUGCUUUGUUUUCGUCGAGAGUUGACUUAGGAACCACUUUACCCCCUGUUUUUGACGGCCGUCUAUACAUCCCAAUUAAUUAUUCUCGCCUGAACGACUAUAUUUCCCGAUUUUGUAACUUCUCGCCGAUAUCCGAAAUGGAAUUUUAA
Messenger RNA from Schizosaccharomyces japonicus yFS275, 3942 nucleotides. RefSeq names its product AGC protein kinase Ppk18. Lineage: Eukaryota; Fungi; Ascomycota; Schizosaccharomycetes; Schizosaccharomycetales; Schizosaccharomycetaceae. Gene Ontology annotation, biological process: regulation of mitotic cytokinesis, division site positioning; positive regulation of conjugation with cellular fusion; intracellular signal transduction. The transcript has 4 exons. The coding region runs from base 1 to 3942 and encodes 1313 amino acids. Gene Ontology annotation, molecular function: protein serine/threonine kinase activity; kinase activity; transferase activity. The record is from RefSeq and is a predicted model, not a curated record.